This is a messenger RNA of Photinus pyralis (common eastern firefly), 982 nucleotides long. Its product is annotated as protein SREK1IP1-like. The record is from RefSeq and is a predicted model, not a curated record. The transcript has a single exon. Gene Ontology annotation, molecular function: zinc ion binding; nucleic acid binding. Lineage: Eukaryota; Metazoa; Arthropoda; Insecta; Coleoptera; Lampyridae. The coding region runs from base 50 to 472 and encodes 140 amino acids.
UAUGUCAAAGCUGUCAAAAUAUUUUUAGGUUAUAUUUUCUUUUCCAAGAAUGAAUCCAGAAUAUGGUUCACGACUUCUGCCUCCUGGAAAAGAAAGCGUGCGCCCCGCAUGUAAAAAAUGCGGUUACGCGGGUCACCUGACAUACCAGUGUAGAAAUUUUAUCAAGGUGGAUCCGAACAAGGAAAUUUUGUUGGACGUAAGCAGCACGAGCAGCGAAAGCGAUCAGGAUUAUCUUACGCCCUUAACCGAAUUAAGGGAAAUAGAACUAAAAGAAAAGCUGAAGAAAGUCAAGCAGAAGCAAAAGAAGAAGGAAAAGAAGAAGAAACGAAAACGGCAUCGCUCCUCGUCGGAAUCGAGUUCGCACGAAAGUGAUGGCAGUGAUAGUGAAGAUCGGCACCGGAAACAUAAGAAGAAGAAGACUAAAAAGGCAAAGAAGAAGAAAAAACAUUCGCAGUCGAGUUCCAGUGACUAAUUUUAACUUGCCUACCGCUUAAAGUGCUGCCAGACAGAGGGCAGGUUGCGGUCUGUCAUAUCUGUAUUCUAUGUAAAUGCUUUGUAGGUACCUGUCAUAGAGAAAGCAUUCUAACCACGUGGCGGACUGCAUAUUCUAUCAGAGCGGUAAAUGGGUGUCUUUGUAAAAUAUUACAAUUGCUUUGAUAGACUGCGCAGUCUUGUCAGAACGCUCUCUAUAUUACAGGUACACUAGAUUUACGUAGAGUACAAAUAUCGCAGACCGUGCUCUGUCUGUCAGGGCCUUCAUGCUUAGCAUGUGUAAGUAACGGAAGUGUAUAACGCAACGGUACUGGCGUCACCAAUGAAUCUUGACUUUUAGAACUAAUCUGCAUCUGAGUAAAAAUGCAUAUAAUUUCAGAACAACUGCUUAAGAUCUCUAUUCAGGAUUAGUUCAUAAGAUAAUUAUUGUUAGAAAAGGAAUGUAGGUAUAAAGAUUGUAAUUAUAAAUAAAAGUUUUAUUAAGAGCAAA